This is a messenger RNA of Austrofundulus limnaeus, 1534 nucleotides long. It is a transcript of the gene spata6l, whose product is annotated as spermatogenesis associated 6-like. Gene Ontology annotation, cellular component: sperm head-tail coupling apparatus. The transcript has 11 exons. NCBI's taxonomy places the organism in Eukaryota, Metazoa, Chordata, Actinopteri, Cyprinodontiformes, Rivulidae. The record is from RefSeq and is a predicted model, not a curated record. Gene Ontology annotation, molecular function: myosin light chain binding. Bases 316 to 1281 code for a protein of 321 amino acids. Gene Ontology annotation, biological process: spermatogenesis.
AAAGUACAGAUACCCAAAAAUUCUACUUAAGUACAGUAACAAAGUAAACUAUUUGUACUUAGUUUACAACUCUGUUCAGGAAUAUGUUCAGACUCAGGUAAAACACGGUCGGCCUUCAGCAGAUCACGUUGAAAACAGCCAAAGAACAGAUGCUGAGCUGUGCGGUGCUUUGUUUACAUUUGUUGUUCYGCAUGUGGACAAGUCACUGCCCAAAUAAGGUCAGUCUACCCGGAAGUGGCGGUAACCAUGUCAACACGUGAAGCUGACUGCAAACAACAGAGGAGCAGUGUCUGUUUUUUUUAAAGUACAUCCUAAAUGACUCCGAAAGCGCUUAAAGUGGUGGUUGAAAUAAAGUUCAGAGCGGUUUCUUGUCCUGGAGUUCGUCUUCCAGCCAAACAUGACGUUUACCUGAGCGUGUGCUUUAUGGGCCAGCACCGCCAGUCUGAAUGUCUUCCUGCUGUCUUUCCUCUGCUGGUCUACGAGAAGAUGACCUUUGAAAAAAUAUUCAGGUAUGCUGUUGACCCUGGAGACAUCUCUGUAAUGCUUGAGUAUGAGACACUCAGAACAGAACUGGUUCAAAUGAGUCCUCCAGCUGGUGAAAUUCUUGCAUGYUUUGAAGAAGAUGCUCGAAGUUUCUUAUUCUCAGAGCCCAAAAUUGUUCCUCCUUUGUCUGGAGUGGAUCGAGAAGUUCUGAUGAUGAAGGCAUCUCAUUUUCCUGGUAUUUGUCCAAGGCUGGAGUUUUCCACCAAAACAACCAUCACUGAGUGUUCAGCUGAUGCACACAUCAACAUUUACCCCAAUACACCCAUGAGGCCAGGGAUCAGGAGAAACAGGAGGCGCUCCAGCAGACCACAGACCCACGGAGGGAGGAUGAACCGAGGGAAACCCAGAUCCAAGUCUCUGUCCCCUCUGAGACACGCAAACAUCCAGAAUCUGGCCCGGCUCAGCCUGGACUCUGCAGUUUCCAGUCCCACCUGGAGCCCCCACACCUCUGAGCCUGUUGGAGGACUGUCUGAAGAUGAUUCAAGCAUUUCAAAAGCGCAUAAUCCCUCUGACUAUCCCCAAGGUCUAGAUUCCUCAGAACUAAGGCAGUCCUACCAAGAACAUGCCAAGCUCACUAGGUCCAGGUCCCUUUCUCACACAGCAUGGGAAGAGGUCCAUGAACGUGUGCGGGGUCUUCUCACAACACCAAAAGCUGUACGACGGCUGAUCCAUGGGGCCACAAACUCUGAGGUAAAGGCUGUUUUAGCCAGGAGGUCCAUUUAUCCAGGUCCACUUUGAGGGUCUGACCACCAUCUCACUCCUGUGGAGGUCAAGUUAGGACAAGUCCUGGAAGUUAACAGGUCUUUGACGCCCUCUGACCCCUCCUYCAGAGAAGCACAGCAUCACCUCGUCAUAAAGAAGUCCUCACACUCUGCAGAUGUCCAUGUGAGCGCAGAUUGAAAAGAUUUUCAUUUUCCUGGUCUGAUAAAUGACCACACACACUGUAUUAAUGUCUGAAAAAACUAUUCAAAUAAACCUAUUUGGGCUGAAA